This is a messenger RNA of Bemisia tabaci, 3496 nucleotides long. The record is from RefSeq and is a predicted model, not a curated record. Lineage: Eukaryota; Metazoa; Arthropoda; Insecta; Hemiptera; Aleyrodidae.
GACUCCAAAUGAAGGCAUGUCAGCUAUGGCUAUGAAAUUCAAACUGAUGAAAGAGAAGAAACUGGAACUCCUGAACAAUGCUUCCAUUGCCGCUGAAAUAAAAAAAGCCAACUUUAGUUCAGAUGCGUCAAGCACAACCGUUUCUGCUGUGCUAAAGAGUAUCAGUGAGGGCAGUGCCCAAGAUAAGUCCCUCGAUCCCACUGCAAUUCCAACAAUAAUGGUUACCAACGCUGACUCCUAUGGUCAUCGUAAAAGUACUUCCAAUGUCUCUCAGCCAGGAGACACGUCCGUAAAUGUAGCUUGUCAUAAAGCUGUUGAGGCCAAAACUGUGAUAAAUGCUUCUUGUGAUAGUAGUAGUGUUCAAGUCUCCGCAGCCGACUCGGCAACCCUGAUUGGGAGUAGCCAGAAAAUAGUUCUAGGAAACCCAGAGCCAAGUUCAGAAAAUGUCAGUGGUGACACUUGUGAAAACAAAAGUACCGCAUUGAGGAGCAAUGAAAGAGUUGGAACAAGCUCGAGUCCCCAAAUUUCGAGUCCCCCGCCUUUGCCAGAAGCGUUGUUAGCAAUGCUGGAAGUCAUGGAGUGCGAGGAAUCGAAGAAAGAAGGAGUUUCUAAGUGCCAGCAAAAGUUCACAAAGUACACUCCGGUUCUCUCAUCUCUGAGCAGAUCCAGUGGCAGAGACGAGAAAUAUAGCGUGGAUAGCAUAAUUUGCCCAUUCAAUCUACAAGGCACCUGUAGAGAUGAAACUUGUGAGUACAAACACCUGCCUAACUAACUCAACUACGGUAUGUAUUUUGUACUCUAGCAAAGUGAUAGACACAAUUUAAGCACCUGAUCUGAAGCCUGCUCAUCUGUCCUUACCCAUAGAAUGAUAGGUUUUGCCUGUCGUUUUCACAAUCCAUUUUUGUUUAGUUAUUUUCAUAAUCUUAAUCCCAACUUUUUCCCUCGCUUUCCUCUGAAGAUUUUAGUCUCGGAAUAGAAUUUCAUCAACCCCUCAUAUUUUCAAGAGUUGUCGCAGUUGAAGGUUUUGGAAAUGUAGUUGAUCUCACCUAAUCUAUGUCAAAUGAGUACUUUAAGGUUGACACCAUCAUAAUUUCAACUUCUUCGCUAGCAAGAAGGCAUCGAGCCAAGGGCAAGGGAAAAUAAUAAUUUGAAGAAUGACAUGUGGUGAAAGUGUAGUAGGUUUUGUUUUUAUUAUUAAUUGCAUAUAGUUACCGCCAACUUUGAGAUGGCAUUAUUAAUGGAGAUUAAUAUCUUCAAGUACCUGACCAUUUUAUUUUGAAUUUCUAAAAGACAACUUUGGGAAGAUUAUUUCAAUUUGCACCGGAAACAAGUGAAGGCAGAAGUCGUUGAAAGGUCUAAUGAAGAGUCCUUUUAAUUGCAAAAUUUCCUCAGAACGCAUUUAAUAUUCAUCUCUGCAAAGAACGCAUCGACUCUCCCAAGAAAGUUCAGUCAAACUUGCUGUGUAGCUAAGGUUUUGUGAAGCACCUUUUAUCAUUGAAGAAAUUUCAUGUAUCUUUAUGUCUUUUCAGAAGACAUUAUGCAUUUUUGGAAUUAUUGAUUCUAUAAUUUCAUGCGCAAUAGCAAGAUUUUUCAGGUCGAAUGUCUCUUAAGUUGUGGAUACUCGUUGAAUAUCUGUAUGAGCUCAAGACUCAGGCAUCCAGUUCUUUAGCCUCAUUUUUUUUUUUUUUUUUUUUUUUUUUUUUUUUUGUAUUGUUUUGUUUCUUCAAAUUCAUUUGCGAUUACAAACUGCCGUGAUUUUGAGGAGCACUUGGCGGUUGAAAUUGUUUCAUUUGAUCUUACUUUGAUGAUCUCAUAUGCAGCUUUUGUCAGUAGGCAACAGUUUAAAAGUGGUCAUUUGAUGGAAUAUUCAUUGUUAGUCGUUUUUUUCCCCCUUUUUUAUCUUUGGUCAGACAAGUCAACUUUUGAGAUGAAAAGUUGCGUCUCAAUAAUAUCUGACAUUGCCCGAAACAUGCAAUUCAGCAGUUAAAAUUGUUGAGCUUGAACAGUUCGUUGUAUUUCAAAUUAAUUGUUAUAUUCCAUCCGAAAAGAAAAUUCAUGUAAAAUCAGCUUUAACUGCAUGCUUCCCAAACGUUGUUUAAUAGCUUCAGGUAGAAUAUGAAAGGCAUCUCUCUUUCCCUUAGGUUUCCUUAAACCCUAUCAUUUAGGAAGUUAAUGAUCGUCACUUAUAGCUCUCGUAUCAUUAUUGCUUUCAGCAUUUAUAUUUUUCCCCUCUAUUCACUUAGUAUCUCAUUUGCUCCUGCCAUGAGUAUUGAUUCGAUAAUCAGUCUCCCAACUCCAAAAUUUCCGUUUUUUAGCUGGCUUUAAAUUAAAGAAGACUACAGAGAGAAAGCUGCUUUACAGCGACACUCUAAUUGUGCCAUUGGUUCUGUAACCAAAUUUUACCGGUAACUGGUUUAGUUAGUAAAAGUCCAUGCUAAACAUGCUUAUGCACUUUUAAACUGCGACAGAAGAUCCGCCAUUUUGAUUCUUGCAUUUUAUUUCCACACUGAACGGACAUCAGACAAUCUUUUGUCACAGUCUAGAAGUGCUUAAACUUAUUUGGCUAACAGCUAACGGAAUGAGGGAUUUUGUGAAGAUAAUAAUAAUGUUGAAUUAUUCUAUCUCUGCGCCUAUACUGACCCCUCUGAUGAAUUCUUAAAACAAUGCAAUCAUAGAUUUUCUCCACUUUAGUCGGUCUCUGCAGAGGCUGUAUUCACUACCCUAAUUAUCACUGCCAAAUUUUUUUCCUUGAGGAUCAAGAGAAACCAUUUCUGGUGGUUUUUUUUUUAAACAGUCAUCUUUCCGUGCAGCCCUCUUAAUCUCGCUUUGGUACUUACCCCGAGUCUCUAGUUUUUGUGGCAGUUAUCUUAGGACAUGAACAAUCACAAUCAGCCUACUUACCUCAGUAAUUUAUUAUCUUUCAAUACUCACUGGCUUGUUUUGUUUUUACACUAAAGUUGUUGUUCUCUCACCAUCAAGGUCUGAUAUUAUCUAAUCAGUACGUCUUUUAUAUAUCUUCAUUCAUCAAUAAACAUUAUUUUCAUUUCUGUCUCUCCAAUGAUGCUUACAAGUAACGGUCCUAGUUAAUUUUAAAUUCAAAUUUUUAUGAAUGGUUCAAAUUCGAAAAUGCAUACGUUUAUUUUUUGAGUCUUUUCCUUUAUUUUCACCCCGAUGUAGCAAGUUUUUCAGUAAUCGAGCAUUUUUCUUCUAUACUGUAAUUUUAAAUACGAAUCUUAAUCGAAUUUAAAUUUCUUACACGAGUUUAUAUUUAUACUAUACUUCAGAAGCAUUUCCAAAGCGAACCUUUUGAAUAUUGUCGGAAGCGGCAUUUUCCUACUCUCGAUUUCCCACUGCAGGAACAAAGUGUUAUCAAGUUUCUUGAUGUUCUUGUCUCUUUAUUUAUAAUUUUUUUAGGACUCAUUUUAUUUUUCCAGUCUGUUGUUUUUUAUUUGUACAGUUGUUUUGAUUCGUAAUAAAGUAUUUUUAUUUUAUUUUA